AUGGCGUCCCAUUGCAGCCUCUCUGCAUUGUAUCCCAUCCAAAGUCAGCUCGAUUACGCUUUAGAUGAAGCUGCCACACAACAAGAAAAAGAAGAUCUUGUCUACCAGUAUUUGAAAAAGAUAGACGAGAAGGAAGACCUGAAGAUACCGGAUUUUCAGUCAGGCUUGGAGUGGCUGAACACAGAGGCGCCCCUGUCUUUGAGCAAGGAACUGGCCGGUAAAGUGGUGCUGCUGGACUUUUUCACUUACUGCUGCAUCAACUGCAUGCACAUCCUCCCGGAUCUGCACCAGCUGGAGAACAGAUACUCUGUUGAAGAUGGGCUGGUGAUUAUCGGUGUGCACUCUGCCAAAUUCCCCAAUGAAAAAGUUCUGGAUAACAUCCGGAGCGCAAUGCUCCGAUAUGACAUCUGCCACCCAGUGGUCAACGAUAAUGAGGCGUCUCUCUGGCACGAACUGGAAGUCUCCUGCUGGCCCACACUGGUUCUGCUAGGACCACGCGGCAACCUGCUCUUCUCUCUGGUGGGCGAAGGCCACAGCGACAGACUAACACUUUUCACUGACGUUGCUCUCCGUUAUUACAAGGAACAAGGCCAGCUGAAGACCCACUCGGUGGCAAUUAAGCUCUACAAGGACUCUGUGCCACCCAGCAUCCUUUCCUUCCCUGGGAAGGUGGCUGUGGAUCACUGCGGCAAAAAGCUGGCCAUAGCAGAUACGGGCUAUCACAGAAUCCUGGUGGUGUCUUCUACCGGACAGCUGCUGCAUGUCGUAGGAGGACCUCAAAGAGGCAGACAGGAUGGCGACUUGUCUGAAGCUUCUUUCAACUCCCCGCAGGGUGUCGCCAUUAAAAACGACACUGUUUUCGUGGCCGACACUGAAAAUCACCUGAUUCGAAAGGUGGACCUGGUGAGGGGACAAGUUAGCACGCUGGCUGGUAUAGGCACACAGGGGACAGACAAAGAGGGCGGAGCCAUGGGACCCCAGCAGCCAAUCAGUUCUCCGUGGGAUGUGACGCUCGGCAGUGCUGGCGGCGCUGAGGACAACGUGCUGUGGAUAGCCAUGGCAGGGACCCAUCAGAUCUGGGCUUUGUUCCUAGAAGAUGGAAAACUGCCCAAAAGAGGUGAAUCCAAGGCAGGGACCUGCGUGCGAUGGGCAGGCAGCGGCAGCGAGGAGAACAGGAACAAUGCCUACCCUCACAAGGCGGGCUUCGCCCAGCCUUCAGGGCUGGCCCUCGCUGCAGGGGAGCCCUGGAGCUGCCUCUAUGUGGCUGACAGCGAAAGCAGUUCCAUUCGAUCUGUGGCCCUGAAGGACGGAGCCGUAAAGCAUCUGGUUGGAGGAGAGCGGGACCCACUGAACCUUUUUGCGUUCGGAGACAUUGAUGGCAAAGGGGUGGAUGCCAAGCUGCAGCAUCCUCUCGGUGUUGCCUGGGCUCAUGAACAAAGCCUGCUCUAUGUGGCCGACUCCUAUAACCACAAGAUCAAGGUGGUGGAUCCAAAGACGAAGCAGUGCUCUACCGUAGCAGGGACAGGAGAAGCUGGAGAUACUCUGGGCCCUCAGUUUACUAAAACCUGCUUCAAUGAACCUGGAGGAAUAUGCAUCGAUGGGAAGCUUCUCUACGUGGCUGACACCAACAACCAUCAAAUCAAACUUCUCCAUCUGGACUCCAACACUGUCUCUAUGUUCCACAUCUCUACUGAGUGCACAGACUCAGCAUCUGUUAAACCACUUGGAGCCAGAAAAGUCCCCUCGCUGCCUAAAUCAGCUGUCAGGAAAGAUUUGCCUCCAGUUUCAGCGUCUGUGGGCCAGACUGUCAUGAUGUCACUCACCAUGUCGCUUCCAGAAGGAGUCAAACUCACUGAAGAGGCACCCAGCUGCUGGGCGCUCACAGCUGAGGGUAACAAGUGGUUGCUGGAAGAUCAGCUGACAUCAGGAGAUAUCGUCGAUUUGUCGAAACCGCUCUGUGUCUCAGUCAAACUUCCUGCCACUGUGAAGGAAUCAGACCGAAACCCCAACCUCAGGUUGAAUGUGUGGCUGUUCUACUGUUUGGAGGAAGGUAAAGCCUGUACCAUGAAGGCAGCCUCAUUCACACAGCCUCUGCAAAUAAACACCAGUGCCUCAGAAGGAGAGAUCACCGUGGCAUUGGCUCAUUCCUUCUAGAGAACAGCAGCUUGGCCCUCAGUUAAAGAUUUUUAAGUUUCCUCCAGCCUAAGAUCUA
This is a messenger RNA of Cyprinodon tularosa, 2212 nucleotides long. It is a transcript of the gene nhlrc2, whose product is annotated as NHL repeat containing 2. The record is from RefSeq and is a predicted model, not a curated record. The coding region runs from base 1 to 2154 and encodes 717 amino acids. Gene Ontology annotation, molecular function: protein binding. The transcript is spliced from 12 exons. NCBI's taxonomy places the organism in Eukaryota, Metazoa, Chordata, Actinopteri, Cyprinodontiformes, Cyprinodontidae.